This is a messenger RNA of Pseudopipra pipra, 3131 nucleotides long. RefSeq names its product plakophilin 2 (gene PKP2). Gene Ontology annotation, cellular component: adherens junction; plasma membrane; intermediate filament. The transcript has 13 exons. The coding region runs from base 102 to 2603 and encodes 833 amino acids. Gene Ontology annotation, molecular function: molecular adaptor activity; cadherin binding; protein kinase C binding. Gene Ontology annotation, biological process: protein localization to plasma membrane; intermediate filament bundle assembly; heart development. Lineage: Eukaryota; Metazoa; Chordata; Aves; Passeriformes; Pipridae. The record is from RefSeq and is a predicted model, not a curated record.
GCCCCGGGGCGGGCUGGGCGCGGCGGGGCCCCGGCGCUGCGGGAGCGGCGGCCGCGCAACAGGUUAUCGGAGCGGAGCGGGAUCGGAGCCCAUCGGUGCCCAUGGCCGGCCGCGGCCCCGCCGCCGAGCAGGGCUACAUCCGCACCGUGCUGGGCCAGCAGAUCCUGGGGGAGCUGGACAGCUCCAGCCUGGCGCUGCCCUCCGAGGACCGGCUCAAGCUGUCGGGCGACCGCGCCGGGGAGGAGAAGGCGCUGCGGAUCCACCGGCAGGUCCAGCAGACGCUGGCCAGGAAGAGCCGGGGCUCGCUGUACAAUGGCAGCUUGCACCGUGCAUCCAGUGUUCCAGAGCGUGUCUAUAACAUGGGGAUUGCUGAAAAUGAUUUUGCACCAAGAACUCCCUAUGGUUUCUCAUAUUACCAGUCAAGCCAGGUUGCCUCACCGUCCUCUUAUACAAACGGCUGGGGGACGAGGAUUGCUUACAGGACGAUGGAAGAGGGAGCUCAAAGGCAACCUCUGAAGAGACUGGAGGUUUCACCCCAACGAAAUCCAGAAAGACUGGCAUAUGUGUCCAAUGAUUUUCACUAUGACGGAGGGAUUUCACCUGGAUUCUCUAUGAGGCACGGAGAUAUCGGGAGAUCAAGUGGGACUGUCCCCCCGAGAUACGCUCGGUCUGAGAUUGUUGGUUACACUCUUCGUGAUUCGGUGAACAGGGGACGCUCUUUUAAGAGACACUCCCGCAUGGGGGCUGUCAAUGAUGUUGCUCUGGAUGGUGUCUACCCCAGCCCCACUGUACCUCUGUACCACCAAGCAGGCAACAGUCGCAGUAUGACCAACCUUUUGGAGAAAGAAAACUACCUGACCUCGGGCAGCGCCAUGGGACAAGUGAGAUCACCAACUGCUGCCCGUCUGGGGUCUCAGAACAGGCAAUCUGUAAGGUCCAGCUUCUACCAAACCACCUUCAGAAACGCACAGACCAGGAGGGAAGUUUCCCAGCCAGCUUCAAUAGCCAGUGUCACUGCAGAAACAGAUGGGAAGAGGAUGCCAUUGACAGCUGCUGUGGCUGCAGCUGGGAGAAAUGGUUUCCUGCAGAGUGAACAAGUCACCAUGAAUGGAUCUCAGCUAGGGAGCCCAGAAGUGGAGAUGACACUGGAGCGUGCAGUGAACAUACUGAAGAGUGAAAAUACACAGUCCACACCUAGGAUUCUUGCUGCAGUGACUUUCAUACAGCAUGAGUGCUUCCAGAAAGCAGAUGCCAGAAGAAAAGUUUUUUCACUUGGUGGUAUCCCCAAACUUUUACAGCUUCUUGAGGUUCAGAAUGAGGACAUUCAGCGGGCAGCAUGUGGUGCUCUGAGAAACUUGGUGUUUGAGGACAAUGACAACAAACUGGAAGUGUCAGAGCAGAAAGGGAUCCCACUCUUGCUCCGCCUACUCCGACACACCAGGGAUGUAGAGACUAAGAAGCAAAUCACAGGUUUGUUGUGGAAUUUGUCCUCUAAUGACCAGCUGAAGCACCUGUUGAUUAGAGAAGCCCUGCAGACGCUGACUGAAGCUGUCCUCAUCCCUUACUCAGGCUGGCCAGAUCGAGAUUACCCGAAGUCAAGUGUUUUACCUGACCCUGAUAUCUUCUACAAUGCCACAGGAUGCCUGAGAAACAUGAGCUCUGCCGGCCCAGAAGGAAGGAAAAAGAUGAGAGAAUGUAAUGGCUUGAUUGAUUCUCUUGUGUAUUAUAUCCAAGGAGCUAUUGCAGACCAUGAGCCUAAUGACAAGGCCACAGAAAACUGUGUGUGCAUUCUUCACAAUCUUUCCUACCAGCUAGAGAUAGAGCUCCCUGAGAGCUAUGCCCAGAGCAUAUAUAUGCAAAGAAGAAAUAUUUCUAGCAAUGAUAAAACACCAGGCUGUUUUGGAACACGGAGCAGAAAAGUAAAAGAGAAGCACCAGGACACCCCUCUACCUGAGGAAAAGAGCAAUCCCAAAGGUGUUGAAUCGCUCUGGCAUUCUACACUGAUUAGGAUAUAUCUCUCCUUAAUAGCGAAGAGCACCAGAAACUACACCCAGGAAGCAUCCCUGGGAGCUCUUCAGAACCUCACAGCUGGCACCGGACCCAUGCCGUUUGCGGUGGCCCGGACUGUUGUUCAAAAGGCAAAUGGCCUUCCAAGCAUCCGAACUAUGCUGCAUGUAAGUCACCCUGCAGUAAAGAAGACAGCAGUGUCACUGCUCAGGAACUUGUCUCGCAACACCUCUCUGCAAAACGAUAUAGCUAGAGAAGUUUUGCCUGAUUUGGUCGCAGUACUUUCCGAGUCUGUCCCAGGGUCUGACAUUGCCUGUGAAACCACAGCGUCCAUCUGCUACACCUUGUACAAUCUGACGCAGAGCAGCUCGCAAAAUGCACGGCUUCUCCUGAGUGCUGAUGGGCUGCCAAAGAUUAUUGCCAUCAGCAUGAAUGACAGUAACAUGUUCAGCAAAGCUAGUAGGGCUGCUUCAGUCCUCCUCUACUCCCUGUGGUCACAUACUGAUCUCCACAACGCUUACAAAAAGGCUGACUUUAAGAAGGCGGAUUUCAUCAACACCCGGACCACAAAAGCCUAUAACUCGCUGAGAGAUUGAAUCAGAACAUACCACUGAAGACAAACGAGAUCAUACAUCAGUUAACAUAACUAUCUUCACAUGGUUGGUGUUGCCAUUGUGAACCAGGAAGUAUCUCAGAAAAAAAGAUAUUGUGAUUUUAUAUAAAGACUUGAGUGACCGGAGAGUAGCUUUUUGGAGUUUUUAGUCCUAAUCGCCUUGUUGUCACUGUAUAUAUCAAUAUAAGAAUAACCAAAGAUGGAUUCUUCAGGAUGUCUGAGGUGAAGUUUCAUCCAGGUUUACCACUAGUCAGAGCUCCAGAUGACUGCCUUUGAUCUAUGCAGAGAAGUUUGAAAUCCUGAUCGGCAGCAAAUUCUUUUCAGACUUUUUUAUACAAAUAGUUUUCUACAGUGGAUAAGCAUCAAGUGCACUGCUCAGGACUUAGUAGUCUUUCACCCUCUUAUUUUUCCCACAAGCUACAUAAGAAUCUCCAGACUCCAUGAGUAUGCACAAGAAGCUGUUUCGCUGCCUGCAUUAUAAGAGCACCAAUGAAGUUAAAAUUAUUAUUUU